AUGGAACGGGAUCCGAAGCUGCCCCGCUUCCGGGCCUUAUUCAACCUCUGGCUGCUCAGGAAACAGCGGGCGAGGCCUGGGGGGGCAGCAGUGCCCACCCUGGGCCCCAGCCUGAGCCAGGACACAGAUGACGGCAUUGUCAAAGAGAUCUCCAUUACUCACCAUGUGAAGGAGGGCUCAGAAAAGGCUGACCCAUCCCAGUUUGAGCUCCUAAAGGUCCUGGGCCAGGGCUCCUUUGGCAAAGUCUUUCUGGUGAGGAAGAUCACCCGCCCAGACAAUGGACACCUCUAUGCCAUGAAGGUGCUAAAGAAAGCAACCUUGAAAGUUCGUGACCGAGUCAGGACCAAGAUGGAGAGAGACAUCCUAGCUGACGUCAACCACCCAUUCGUGGUGAAGCUUCACUAUGCCUUCCAGACCGAGGGGAAGCUCUAUCUCAUCCUGGACUUUCUCCGGGGAGGAGACCUCUUUACACGACUCUCCAAAGAGGUCAUGUUCACAGAAGAAGAUGUGAAGUUCUAUUUGGCUGAGCUGGCUCUGGGCCUAGAUCACCUCCAUAAACUGGGGAUCAUUUACCGAGACCUCAAGCCUGAGAACAUCCUUCUGGAUGAAGAAGGUCACAUCAAGCUGACGGAUUUUGGCCUGAGCAAGGAGGCCAUCGACCAUGAGAAGAAAGCCUAUUCCUUCUGUGGAACAGUGGAGUACAUGGCUCCUGAGGUCGUCAACCGCCAGGGCCACUCGCACAGCGCCGACUGGUGGUCCUAUGGGGUGCUGAUGUUUGAGAUGUUAACGGGCUCCCUGCCCUUCCAGGGGAAAGACCGGAAGGAGACCAUGACUCUGAUUCUCAAGGCAAAGCUGGGCAUGCCCCAGUUUCUGAGCACUGAAGCACAAAGCCUCCUUCGAGCCCUAUUCAAGAGGAAUCCUGCCAACAGGCUGGGCUCUGGCACUGAUGGGGCCGAAGAGAUUAAGAGGCACGUCUUCUACUCUACCAUAGACUGGAACAAACUAUUUCGGCGUGAGAUCAAACCCCCCUUCAAGCCUGCCGUCGCCCAACCUGAUGACACCUUCUACUUUGACACAGAGUUCACUUCCCGAACACCCAAAGACUCCCCGGGCAUUCCCCCCAGUGCUGGGGCCCACCAGCUCUUCCGAGGCUUCAGCUUCGUGGCCACUGGCUUGAUGGAAGAUGAUGGCAAGGUCCGGGCCCCACAGGCCCCACUGCACUCGGUGGUCCAGCAACUUCACGGAAAGAGUUUGGUUUUCAGUGAUGGCUACGUAGUGAAAGAGACCAUUGGAGUUGGCUCCUACUCUGUGUGUAGGCGCUGUAUCCACAAGGCCACCAACAUGGAGUAUGCAGUCAAGGUCAUCGACAAGAGCAAGAGGGACCCCACAGAGGAGAUAGAGAUCCUUCUUCGCUAUGGCCAACACCCCAAUAUCAUCACCUUGAAAGAUGUGUACGAUGAUGGCAAAUACGUGUACCUGGUGACCGAGCUGAUGCGGGGCGGGGAGCUCCUGGACAAGAUCCUUCGGCAAAAGUUCUUCUCAGAGCGCGAGGCAAGCUCCGUGCUACACACCAUCUGCCGGACCAUGGAGUACCUGCACUCCCAGGGGGUGGUGCACAGGGACCUGAAACCCAGCAACAUCCUGUACGUGGACGAGUCCGGGAACCCCGAGAGCAUCCGAAUCUGUGACUUUGGCUUUGCCAAGCAGCUUCGAGCAGAGAAUGGGCUCCUCAUGACGCCCUGCUAUACUGCUAACUUUGUGGCCCCAGAGGUCCUGAGGCGCCAGGGGUACGACGAAGGCUGCGACAUCUGGAGCCUGGGCAUCCUCCUCUACACCAUGCUGGCCGGAUAUACUCCCUUUGCAAAUGGCCCCAGUGAUACCCCAGAGGAGAUCCUGACCCGGAUUGGGGGAGGAAAAUUCACUCUCAGUGGUGGAAACUGGGAUACAAUUUCAGAAACAGCCAAGGAUCUGGUGUCGAAGAUGCUGCACGUGGACCCCCAUCGGCGGCUGACGGCCAAGCAGGUCCUCCAGCAUCCGUGGGUCACUCAGAAGGACAAGCUGCCCCAGAGCCAGCUGUCCCAUCAGGACGUGCAGCUGGUGAAGGGUGCCAUGGCUGCCACCUAUUCGGCACUGAGCAGUUCCAAGCCCACCCCACAGCUCAAGCCAAUCGAGUCCUCAAUCUUGGCCCAGCGACGAGUGAAGAAACUGCCGUCUACCACGCUGUGAAGGGUUCGGGGAGCAAACUGGAGGCCAAAGGGCCGUGCCAUCACCAGAGACUCUGCACGUUUCCCUGAGGAAAUGGGCACUUCACCUGCCUAGACGGGGAAUGGGGAGCUCCUGGAAAGCAGCCCACCCAGAUGGACUCCUUUGGAGGAUAGACAAGGGGGGUUUGCAAAGUGCCUUUCUGCUCCCGAAGCAUGGACCAUUCUUGGCAGGAACAUUCCUGACUCAAAUCAAUCACUGUACAAACUCUUCUUUUUUUAAAAGAAAAAAGGCAGGCAGGGCGGCGAUCAGUUGUUGUGUUUUCCAGGAUCUAGUUAUCUGGAAGGAGAGAUGGGAACUACAGACCAAAAGAGGGCUGCAAAGUAGGAUGGAAGGACCCCCUAUCUCUGAAGAAGGGUUCAGGCUCCAGCCGUGGGUCUUGAAUUUGUCCGACUAGAUUGGAAGUGGGAGCGGGGGGGGGGUGUCUAUCUUUGGUGCUUUCGAGAUCGGAGGGUCCCCGCUCCCUGGACGCCCUCUCUGCACCACAGGCAAAGGGUUUCCAGCUGCCAUCUUCACUUCCAUGCCCUUUGCCUUGCAAUAAAUGGAUUCUUUCUCCCGGAUCCUCUUGGGCCUCGCUUCGAGAAAGAUCACUGAGCUGCUCGCCGUGGCCAGUGGAGCCAGAAGCACCCCAACUUAUAGCUGGCUUUAUCCCAGCCGAACAAUUAAAAUGCCAGGCUUACGCCCUCCAACCUUUCCCCUGGCCCCCCCCCCCAACCUGGCAGACCAGCAGUAUGGGGAUCAGGAAAGCACUUUCUGAAUGACUUGAGAUUCACCACUGGACAGAACUCCUUGGAGCCAAACAAUUUUUUGAGAGUAUGUUAGGCUUAGGGAAGGAUAGAGAGAGACUGAGAGAGAGAGAGAGAGAGUUUGGGAUUCAUCUUUGUCUUUGUUUUUUAAAUUUAUUCCUUGGCUGGUUACUCAGGGUUCGUCUGUCUGUAAACUUUCUAAUAAACUUGUUGCUAAGUUGAGAGAA
Messenger RNA from Gracilinanus agilis (Agile Gracile Mouse Opossum), 3235 nucleotides. RefSeq names its product ribosomal protein S6 kinase A1 (gene RPS6KA1). Bases 1 to 2226 code for a protein of 741 amino acids. Gene Ontology annotation, molecular function: magnesium ion binding; ATP binding; ribosomal protein S6 kinase activity. Gene Ontology annotation, biological process: protein phosphorylation; intracellular signal transduction; positive regulation of DNA-templated transcription. NCBI's taxonomy places the organism in Eukaryota, Metazoa, Chordata, Mammalia, Didelphimorphia, Didelphidae. The transcript is spliced from 21 exons. The record is from RefSeq and is a predicted model, not a curated record.